AAAGAACCGAAAUUGGUUGCAAAUGAUGAGGAGACGAGUACGGUAGAAGAUAAGGAUUUGGCGGAAAAUGAGGCUACAAGCACUUCUAAGGCUAAAGAUCAGGAACAGGAGACGACAGAAGCCGCAAAGACUGAAGGAGGCGAUGAUGAGAAUGAUUUUGUAAAGACUGAACCUCUUACAUCCGACGAUUUGAAGAGUCAACAUGAAGACGAUGAAGAAACUGAGGAUAAUAGUUUUGACUCGGCUCAUGUGGAUAAAUCUAACAUGGAUGACAGUUUUGACUCGGAUCAGGUGGAUAAGGAAGAUCUUUUUAAUGUAAAGCCUAGUGAAGACGACAACGAAGAAGAAGUUUCGACCGUAAAAAUCCCACCCACUAAAGAAGAUGAUCUUGAUGGUGAAUGGCCUAGUGAAGACGACAACGAAGAAGAAGUUUCGACCGUAAAAAUCCCACCCACUAAAAAGGAUGAUCUUGAUGGUGAAUGGGUAGGCACCGAGAAGACGCCCGGAGCUAUCCGUGAAGAGAAGCGGAGGCUGGAGAAGGCGAAAAGAAAGAAGGAUAAAAAAGGAACAAUGGCCAAUGAAAUCGAAAAAUCAGAAAAAGCCACUACUCAAACCACUAAUUACAAUAAUGCAAACGCCUCUGGUGAUGACGUAGAAGAUUCAAAGAGUAAUGAAAUCACCAUUUUCCCAACACUACCUACUCUUCCCACCUUGCCACCUUUAGGACAAACCUUGCCCACAUUGCCACCAUUUAAACCACCUCCCGAAUUUGACAACUUGUUACAAACGAUCUCCGAAAAUUGGCGGAAGAUCUUUCCCUCUGCCAAGAUACCCUCAUUCAAACCAGAAAAAUAA
Messenger RNA from Strongylus vulgaris, 855 nucleotides. Lineage: Eukaryota; Metazoa; Nematoda; Chromadorea; Rhabditida; Strongylidae. The record is from the annotation of a GenBank genome assembly.